AUGUCCAGAGCGUUUUACAAUCUGAAUAGCGAGAACAGAUGGGUAUUCAUUCGCACAGAUUCCCUUGCUGCUCUGUUCUCCGCCAGUCUUGGCGCAUAUCUCGUAUAUAGCGGAAGUGCAACAGCGUCUGAUACCGGGUUCUCGUUGAGUAUGGCAGUCGGUUUCAGUAGCUAUAUCUUGUACGCCGUGCGCAUGUUCAACGAAUUUGAGGUUUCCGGCAAUAGUUUGGAGCGUAUACAACAGUAUAUGGAGAUCGAGCAGGAGGAAAAACCCACUGAGAACGGAGUUCCGCCUGCUUACUGGCCCGCAAGUGGUGACUUGAAGGUCGAAAAGCUGUCUGCACGAUACUCCUCAGAUGGGCCGCGUGUGUUGGAGAAUGUGUCUUUCGAGGUGAAAUCUGGCGAGCGCGUUGGAAUUGUGGGACGAACCGGAAGCGGAAAAAGCUCUUUGACUUUAGCUUUGCUACGGUGCAUCCUCACCGAAGGCAGGGUAUAUUACGAUGGUCUCCCUACGGAUCAGAUCAAUUUAGAUGCGCUAAGGUCAAGUGUAACAAUCAUUCCUCAGGUUCCAGAACUCCUGAGUGGGACGUUGCGCCAGAAUUUGGAUCCGUUCGGGCAAUACGACGAUGCAGUCCUGAACGACGCUCUCCGUUCCGCUGGUCUCUUCUCUCUACAGAAUGACUCGGACGAAAGCCGCAUCACUUUGGACAGCCAGAUCGCGAGCGGAGGCAGCAAUCUGUCUGUUGGUCAAAGACAAAUCCUUGCGCUUGCGAGAGCAAUCCUCAGGCAGAGUAAACUGUUGAUAUUGGACGAAGCUACAUCGGCUAUCGAUUAUGCUACGGACGCCGUCAUUCAAGCCUCUCUUCGCAGAGAGAUGGUUCGUGGCGUGACUGUCCUGACCGUAGCGCAUCGCUUGCAAACUGUUAUGGAUGCGGAUAAGAUCAUGGUUCUGGAUGCUGGCCGGAUCGUUGAGUUCGGUAAGCCGACUGAAUUGCUUGAAAAUAAAAAUGGCAUGCUCCGUGCUCUGGUAGAGGAAAGUGGAGAUAAAGCUAGUCUGUUGGCUAUGGCCGCUGGUCACGGUGCUCAAUCCUCUGUAUGA
Molecule: messenger RNA, 1098 nt
Organism: Fibroporia radiculosa
Lineage: Eukaryota; Fungi; Basidiomycota; Agaricomycetes; Polyporales; Fibroporiaceae
Exons: 13
Coding region: 1-1098 (365 amino acids)
Biological process (GO): transmembrane transport
Cellular component (GO): fungal-type vacuole; membrane
Molecular function (GO): ATP hydrolysis activity; ABC-type peptide transporter activity; ATP binding
Source: RefSeq, a predicted model, not a curated record